Myzus persicae (green peach aphid) is the source of this 504-nucleotide messenger RNA. RefSeq names its product general transcription factor II-I repeat domain-containing protein 2B-like. The record is from RefSeq and is a predicted model, not a curated record. The transcript has 2 exons. Lineage: Eukaryota; Metazoa; Arthropoda; Insecta; Hemiptera; Aphididae. Bases 1 to 504 code for a protein of 167 amino acids. Gene Ontology annotation, molecular function: protein dimerization activity.
AUGGAGAGUGAGUAUGGUGAUAUACCGUUACACUGUGAAGUAAGAUGGCCGAGUGCAGGGAAUUGUUCGAAAUCUUUUUUUGCAUUGAGAAGUGAAGUUUUUGAUUUUCUUAAAUCUAAAAAUAUUGGACAACAGUUUUAUGAAGACUUAAAAAAACUAAUUACGGAAUUUAAUUCACGAUUUAAAGAUUUUUAUAUAUUGAAACCUAAAUUUGAAUUAUUUAGUAGCAACCCAAUGACAGUUGAUAUCUCAGUACAACCUCCCGAUUUUCAAAUAGAGUUAUGUGAUUUACAAGCAGACUGUUUUCUUCAAUCAAAAGUAAAUUUGCCUCCUGAAGAAUUUUGGAAACUGUGUUCGCAAGAAAAAUACCCAACAUUACGGAAUUUUUCUCUUGAAAUGUUGUCAUUAUUUGGCAGUAUAUAUAUUUGUGAAUCGGCAUUUUCUACAAUGAAUUUAAUCAAGUCUAAAUCAAGAAACCGUCAUCAAUCAAUUCUGAAAACUUAA